This is a messenger RNA of Podarcis lilfordi (Lilford's wall lizard), 24013 nucleotides long. The record is from the annotation of a GenBank genome assembly. Lineage: Eukaryota; Metazoa; Chordata; Lepidosauria; Squamata; Lacertidae.
AUGGCUGCGGCUCCGAAGCGCGUGGGGGGGGGAGGCUGCCAUGGCGACCGCGCCGCGCCGGGCUCGCCAGUUUCGCGCGCCUCGCCCACCGCAAUGGAGCAAGGGCGCCUCUCUCGGCAAAGCCGGCGGCAAAGCGGGAGCCCGGCGCCUCCCUCGGCCGGCACGAAGCCCGCCGCCUUCGCCAAGAGCGCCGGGGCGGAGGACCCGGCCGAGGCCGACCUCGAAGCCGCCGUCUCCAAGCUCGUCUGCAGAGUGGGGCGCGUCCAGACGGAGGCGCGCACGUAUCUGCACUCGGCCAUAGGCUGCGAGCGGGCCAAGCGCUGGCGGGAGGUAACGGGCGCCUCUGCCUUCUCCCGGCUCGCUGGGGCGGCUGCCCGGGGGGCGCGAGAGCGCGCGUAAUGGCGCGCCUCUCAAAGCUGCGCGUGGUGAAUCCUUCGGGCUCCCCCGGUCGAAUCUGGCUGUGGAAACCUUCGGGGGAUUUAUGUUCCGGAUAUAAUCAUCUGGCUUGAUCCGCGCCAAAAAGUUUCACCCCAGUUUCCAUGUUGGAUGGGCUGCACGUUCGUUUGUGUGUGACGUAGGGUUCCAUACGUCAUUUCUCCAUUUUAAAGAGGGACGUCAUAAUCUUUAUCAUUUAUUUAUUAUUAUUAUUUAUUGAAUUUAUAGACUGCCCUAUACCCGGAGGUCUCAGGGCGGUUCGCAGAAUAAAAUCAAAAUAUAAAACCACAAAAUACAUAACCAAAAUAAAAACAACCCCCCCCCCAAAAACCCCACACCCCACAUUUUAAAAGGGCAUAAGUAAGAAUACAUCUUUCCACACUGGUUAACUGAUGCCUGUUUUUAACUUUUUAGUACGUUUUUACUGCAUGUUUUUAUCUAUUUCUGUUGUGAAUAGUUUUUGAUUUAUUAUUAUUAUUAUUAUUAUUAUUACCUCACCCAUCGUGGUUGCCCGGCCACUCUGGGCAGCUUCCAACAUAUAUUAAAAACAUAAUAAAAUGUUUAACAUUUUUAAAAAAAUCCCUAUGGAGGCCAAUCUUCAGAUGGCUCAGGGGUCGCCUAACUCCUAAAUCUGAUGAAAACGGACGUCCUAAGGAAAAGCAGGAUCAUUCCGGGAGGUGAAGCUUCCCACUGCUUUCUCGUAGCAGGGAAGAUGUCCUCACUCAGGGGGUCAGGUGGUUUGGCAUCUCGCUACCAAAAGCACACACACCACAAGCCUUUAGACUAAAGUUUAGAGGGAGAGAUGACAGUUGUUGCCACAGUGAUCCAUGCAAUGGUCAUCUCCAGGCUUGACUACUGUAAUUCACUCUACGCGGGGCUGCCCUUGAAGCUGUCCCAGAAACUCCAGCGGGUACAGAAUGCUGCAGCGAGGCUCCUCACGGGGUCUCUGCCAUGGGAGCAUAUUCACCCAGUGCUUUUCAAGCUGCACUGGCUCCCGGUGGAGUACAGGGUCAGAUUUAAGGUGCUGCUUUUGACCUUUAAAGCCCUUCACGGCCUAGGACCCUCGUACCCUACGGGACCGCCUCUCCUGGUAUGCCCCACGGAGAGCCUCAAGGUCCAUAAAUAACAACACCCUAGUGGUCCCAGGCCCUAAGGAAGUUAGAUUGGCUUCAACCAGAGCCAGGGCCUUUUCAACUCUGGCUCCGGCAUGGUGGAACACUCUGCCUCAGGAGACCAGGGCCCUGCAGGAUCUGAUUUCUUUCCGCAGGGCCUGUAAGACAGAGUUGUUCCGCCUGGCCUUUGGCUUGGAGCCAAUUUGAUUCCCUCCCUCCCUCUCUUUCUUUUUUCUUUUCCUUCUCCUGCGAUGAGGCUACAUUUUAAUAUUUUAAUGUUCCAUUAUUUUAAUGUUGUAUUUUAUUUUUGUUUUUAAGUUGUAAUCAUUCAUCUUGUUUUUAUUAUUGCUUGUAAGCCGCUCUGAGCCCGGCCUUGGUUGGGGAGGGCAGGGUAUAAAUAAAAAAAUAUUAUUAUUAUUAUUAUCUGGGGUGAAAAUUGGCAGGCUGCUGUUAACCAGGGAAAGGCAAAUGGUUUCUUUCUCUCUGCCUUAGGACGGGGGUAUUUCCCGCUCCCUGCUUGGGUUUUGCCACAGUUGUGCCACACUUUUUUCUCCCAACGAGCUCAAAGCUGCGUACAUGCUUGUUCCCCAUCUCAUUUAACCCCUACAACAACCCUAUGAGGUUGAUUAGGCUGAGAGAUUGUGACUGGCCCAAGGUCACCACCAGUGAGCUUCAUGGCUGAGCAGGGAUUUGAACCCUAGUCUCCCAGGUCCUAGUUCAACACUAACCACCACACCAUUCUGAGACACUAAACUUUUGCAUUCCUUUUAGAAUUACAGUCAUUUGUUUUCUUCCUUUGACACAAUGGUGUGGCCAGUGGUGAAGCUGCAUGCUCCGCUACCGGGGGGGCCACGCCAGCGCCCGGGGGGGGAGUGCAUGGUGCGUGUCUGGGGGCCCCGCUGUGAUGGCUCCCUCCGCACCCCCGUUCCUCCACCAGUGGGUGUGGCAGAGCUUGAGAGAAAUGGGAUGCCUAUUGUGAUUUUCCUUUGCUUUUCUAAUAGAACUCUUUUUGAACAAGUGCUUUAUAGAUGAGUCAUAUUGGAUACAAAUACACACUGUUGUGUAUAUAUAUAUAUAUGCAUACAUAUACACAAAUAUACACACAAUCAUAUUUCAUUCGAAUGAAUCUUGCAACAACAAAAAGGAGUGACUGCUCUGACCUGCUUUUUGUUUUUGAAACAGAAAUUUUGUUACUUGGACAUUUUCACCCCAGCUUGAGGUCAUUAUGCUAUUUUUAUUUUGUUUUCAGGCAAUUGAAUACUAUAGAAAGCUGCUAUCUUCCUUGAACAAAAUGAAGUUUCCUGCAGAAUAUGUUCCUGGUCAUAGCUGUAUACGGCUGGUAAUUUCAGUUUAGCAUUUAAAAGAAAAAUAGGACCAACACACACACUACUAAGCACACACUUGUGGGUUUGGCUGUAAAGCAUGGGUUGGUUUUUGAUUGACUGAUAUUUUUAUAAUUAGUAUGGUACCAAAGCUUCCUAUAGCUGUUCUGGCGGUUGUUUUGUUUUUACGGUAUCCAGGCAGCCCCCAGCUUACAUGUGUUCAAUAUGUGAGCGACCAUGUAUAUGUGCAUUGCGAUGAACCUGGAAGUGACCCAGAAACGUCAUAAGGAUGUCACUGAAACAUCACUAAAAGUAUGGAACGGGGUGAAGCAGAAUGGUGUUUGCAGGCUUUUUCAGUGGGUUUCAAUUAUACGUGAUUUCACCAACAUGAAACGUUCACCACCUUGAAAUGUAACCCCCGUGUAAAUGGGUAUGUGUGCCUGUAAACUAUUUAUAUUGUCUUUUAAACACUGGGGGAAUAGUCAUUCUUGAUUAUUAGUCCCAAUAGUCCUGGUUGCAUUCUUAUUUCAUAGCACAAAAUCUUCUAGUGGGUAUUACUCGUUAUUUUGAACUUCUGGGGCUGUUCUAAUCAUACCGGUACUAAAAUAUUAUAAAUAAUGUGCUAUCCUGGUUCUUUUAUUUUAGGUGUUUGAAACCUAUUAUCAUCUAGGUGUUGCUCUCCAAAAAUUAGAUUUGCACCGCGAUGCUGUGGAAGCGUUUACUAAUGCAAUAGAAGCUGCAAAUGUCCCCAAGGUAUGGAACUUCCGUAACAUUUGUAUUAUGUGUACAAUUUGUACGGCGGUUCUGUAUUGUAGGGAGAGAAACAUAUUGUUUUCAUUUAAUUGUUACCUUUUGAGAAGUUUAAUGAAUCAAAGGAAUGCAUUUUUAGAUGCAUUGUUCAUGUACAUAAUUUUUAAAUAGCAUACUAUUCACCCCAUGAUUAGGAGGAAUUAGGUUAACAAGCUACUGUUGUGGUAACAUUUAACAAUUACUGUACAUCACAUGAGAACUAACACCUAAAUGAGUAUUUUGGCAUUUUAGCAAGAACUAAUUUCUCAAAAUGUUAGGAUAUUUUAUGCCGUAGUUAUUCCCAAACUUUUCCCCCCACUGACAAAUCGAAAAUUGCUCAGAGUCUUGGCAAAUUGCUUAAUUUUAUCUGCUUGUUGUACCAAUUGUAAUGUGCUAUGUUAGAAACUAUAUGAAUUGUAAUUGUAUCUUUAUUGCUUCUUUUAUUUAUUAUAUAUUUUAUCAUAUUUCAAUUUGAAUUCCAUAGAAUACAAAUUGUAGUGCAACAAAACACAAUAUAACACCAUUGUGUGAGCAAAUUUUUAUUUUGAAAGCAUGGUGCAGAGGAAAAAAGUUUGAGAACCACUGCUGUAGAGUCACUUAAGUAGUAUUGAUAAUGUUAUUUAGUAUGUUGAUUAGACGUUAUGUAGGCAUUGGGGCUCAUAGUUGUUGUUUUUUUAAGUAAGUAACUGUCUAGCUGUCCUAGAAAGAAAGUUGUGCAGCAAAAUGUGCAGAUACCCUUCUAAGCAAUUUCUUUGAAAUGAGUCAUCCUGGCUCCUCCCACCUGUCAGUGUUUCUAGCCAAUGAGUGAUGUGAGAGCUGUGAUUGAUAAGUGAGCACCAGGCAAUAGAAAUUCUUGUUGUUUUCUCCUCCCCUUUAGUGCCCUUUUCCUACUUCUGUCUUAUUUUCCAGGCCAUGAUAGUUUGCCUUCCCUGUCCCUAGCAAUCAAAAUGCAUCUUACUCUGAGAUCAGGUAGUCCCUAGAAGUUAUCUUCUGCAGAUAUUAGACAGAAAGUGUGGGUGGAUGUUUAGAAAUCCUCUUCCCUCAAAAAGGCAAAUGUGUAAACUUUGCAAAGAGCUUAGGCAUGUUUCCUGCUGUGCCAAACACCAGGUUUUCAUUAAGAAUUCAUUUCAUAAUUAACUCACAGUACAAUGGUAUACAUGCCCACUUAGAAGUAAGUCUCUUUGUGUUUAAUGGGGUUUCUCUCCCAAAUAAUCGGAUGCAUGAUGGCAGCCUAGGCUUGGUUUAGAGAUGGCAUUAUGGGAAUUUUUUGUGUGUGUGUGCCUUUAACAGCUGUAUGGUGGAAACUCAACAAGUUAAUCCUUUUCUAGAGAUGCAGUGAUAGGGGAAGCUUCACCACAAAUGGCAGCUGUUCCCCCACAGGAUCCUUUUUUAAAAAAAUGGUGCUACAUUGGCCACUCUCCAGUUCUCAGGUACAAAGGGAAGUAAUCAGAAUGAAUUACAGAUUUUGUUACAAGAUCAGCACUUUCACAUGUGAGUUCUUUAAGAACUCUUGGAUGGAUAACAGCUGAACGUGAUCAUUUGUUUAUAUUGAAUUUGUCAGUGAUACCUAAAACUUCAUUUUUUCACCAGUUCUGCUUCAGUUUUGCUUCAGUUCUUCAGACUUGCUCAGGGAUCUUCCGUACGUCUUCUUUAGUCAAGACAAAUGCAAAUAAUUAAUUCAGCUUCACUGCUGAAUCUCAUUUUCCUCCUUUAGCACCCCUUUAACUCUCUUGUUGUCCAAAGGCUGUACAAACUUAAUUCGUCCAAAGGCUGUACAAACUUAAUUCGUUCCGGAGAUCCGUUCUUAACCUGAAACCGUUCUUAACCUGAGGUACCACUUUAGCUAAUGGGGCCUCCCACUGCCGUGCGAUUUCUGUUCUCAUCCUGAGAUAAAGUUCUUAACCCGAGGUACUACUUCCGGGUUAGCGGAGUUGGUAAACCGAAGUGUUUGUAACUUGAGGUGUUUGUAACCCAAGGUACCACUGUAGUCCUGUUCAUACUUAUCUGGAGAUAAGUCCCAUUGCAUUAAGCAGAACACCCAGGUAACUACUGUUGAACUUAAUAUACUCUCAGACAUGCUUCUGCAUCUAGCAUUGCACUUUUAGUUAUGGAAAAAUGAGAGUGUGUAUUGUUUUGCCUUCAAAUUUUAUUUCUGUGAUCUAUUUAUACUUCAGAUUAAACAUAAGUUAUUAUAAGUGUUGUUGGUGCCUUUGUAGUUCCCAUACAAUCUCAUUAAAUUCUGUCUCCGUUCCUUUUUCUCUGCAAGGGAAUAAAUUGAUUUAUAUGAGCAUGCUGCUAAUGUUAUAGUUCCUUGUCUAGCCCCUUGGGUUCUAAUGUUUUUUAAACUCAGUACAAUUAUGGGAAACACUGCACUGGAAUGAUGACAUAAAUCAUCCCCAUAGGAGUCUGAACAGUCUGGGGAGUAAUCUCAUAGAACCCUGCUGAGGUAAAUAAGACCAGUAAUUUGAAAUAAAUAAAAGAGCAAUGGAGCUAAUGUGAAUGGCUCAAGAAUUCCAUUAGAUUCACAAUGGCAGUGUUUAUGUGGCAUAGCUGUGUAGAUCACAUUGCAGGGCUGUAUUAAAUAUAAUAAUAUUGCAGCUCACAAGAGUAUCCUCUUUUCUCCAGAGUGUCUGUCAUGUUGGCUGUGUUUCUGGAUCUUACUACCAGACACCUGCGUUUGCGAGGAGAGCUUAUGCAUAUGUAAAAUGCGGUAAGACAUAUUGCUUCUGUAGCCAAGCUCAAUAAGCAUUCUUGUGCAGGAAAGGUAAUAAGUCAAAUUGAAAUAUAUUCUACCCGCCUUGGAAUCACUAUGGAACAGCAUGAUAAGAUUGUAUUUUGAUACUCUGCUGGAAGCUGCCCAGAGUGGCUGGGGAAACCCAGCCAGAUGGGUGGGGUAUAAAUAAAUUAUUAUUAUUAUUAUUAUUAUUAUUAUUAUUAUUAGCAUAGCCGGGGGGGGGCAGAUCAAGUAAAACAAUAGAAAUACUUAACUAAGUGACCAAUCACGUUGGUUCUGCCCCUCCUAACAAAAGUCCUGCCCCCCACUCCCAUAACAAAAAUCCUGGCUACGCCCAUGGCAUGCAUCCUACUCGUGUCCAGUUUCUACACAUUUAGGCAUUGUGCACUUUCAGAUGAAUAUGUUUGCAUAGGACCAGUAGGCAUAAUCUCAAUUUUCCAUCCAUGUAUUGAUUCUCACGCAGUUGGAAUGUCUGCAUCGGGGGUUGGCAAAUUUUUUCAGUAGGGGGCCGGUCCACUGUCCCUCAGACCUUGUGGGGGGCUGGAGUAUAUUUUGGAGGGGAAAAAAUGAACGAGGGAUGAUGAGUGGCAUGCAAAAGGGCUCCAGAGAGGGACUGGCACCAACAAAGCCCAGCCCCCUCCCUCCUUUAGGCAGGGCAGGGAGAAGCCAGGAGGAGGGAGGGAGGUGCCACCGCCGUGUGUUUGAGGGAGGGGGGAGAAUGGCGCAGCCUGAAUGAUCAGAAUCAGAUCCAUUCUGAUCCACACAGCGAUUCCUGGACUGUCUGCAGGCCGGAUCCAGAAGACAAUUGGGCCAGAUCUGGCCCCUGAGCCUUAGUUUGCCGACCCAUGGUCUGCAUGGAGCUAUAAGAGAGCUCCAACAAUUCAGUAGCAGAGUACAUUGUCUGUCUGCAGGAGAUCCCAGUCACCCCCAUUUCCCAGGGUUUUGUUUUGUAUUGUUUUGUUAAAGAAAGAUAAGUAGCAGGUGCUGUGAAAGAUCUCUGCUUGAAGAAUGCUGCCUAUAUGAGCAGCCAGUGCUGAGCUAGAUGGAUAAAUAGCAUAAAGCAACUUCUUAUGUUCCUAUAUGAAUAGAAUCAUAAUAUGAGUUUGAUUUGUAUUCUUAGCUGCUUUUAGAGUGGACCUUCUGGUUUGCAGCUAUUUUUCUUAUUAUUAUUUUAAUUACCAGAGCGGUUUUUGGUAGUGUUACUGUAGAUUGACAAUGAUCAUAUGGAAAGUUGACCCUAAUAUCCAAAUAAGAGAAGAGAUUGUUUUUCUUUAGAUUUAAAAUAUACCUUCAUCAGUCUUUAAAAUGUAGACUUUAGAGCUAACCUUUAUCUUGUGAAACCUAAUCUUACAAACCAAAACACAACCAGUACUUCUUGAUGUGUAGAGCCAAGUAAUGGGGAAAUGGCUGUCUUUGUUAUAUGCCAAGCUUAAGUUAAACUGUGCCCAGUUCAACCUAGUCAUAGAGAAAAACAUUCUUGCCUGUUUAAGUAAAAACAAAUGCCUGCAGGCCAGUGUGGUGUAGCGGUUAAGAGCAGAGGACUCGUAAUCUGGUGAACCGGGUUCGCUUCCCCUCUCCUCCACUUGCAGCUGCUGGGUGACCUUGGGCUAGUCACACUUCUCUGAAGUCUCUCAGCCUCACUCACCUCACAGAGUGUUUGUUGUGGGGGAGGAAGGAAAAAGGAGAUUGUUAGGCGCUUUGAGACUCCUUAGGGUAGCGAUAAAGCGGGAUAUCAAAUCCAAAACUAAGACAUGUUUGUAUUUAUUUAGGAAAAUAAGUCGAAAAUCUUUCCUUCAGCACCACCUGUUGAAUAGAUUACUGUGCACGGAAAUCCAAUUAUGUGCCCAUUUAGGCAUGUAAUUGAUAGUUUACCUGAGCAGCAACAAAGCAAGAUGGCAGGUUUCCUGCAUUUUUUGCUUGCUUCAAACAACACAAUGAGCUGAAAGAACCAAAACAUCUAGCAGCGUUGAUAGAAUUUGCAUUGGAAUGGUUUACAUGGAGACAGACAACAGAGGCAGAUUUACACAUGUGCAUUCUUAAAUGGAUCAAGUAACUGCAUUAUCAGCAUUUUGAUAGAUUUAUGCAGGUGCAUUUACAAGUAAGUGGGAAGCCUUUUUUGUGCUUUGCCAAAGAUGCUGAAUUAUGGCUCAGAAAAGUGGUAUACAAAUUUAAUAGUAGUAGUAGUAAUAAUAAUAAUAAUAAUAAUAAUAAUAAUAAUAAUAAAGUCAUUCUCUGUGCAGGAGGACGAUAGCGGAAGGGGAGUAGGUGAGACCAAGGUUUUGCUUGGGCUUGUUCCAGCUUGUUUAAAUGUUUAGCACUAAACCAUUGAUUUUAGCAUUACAGUAGACCCUCCAGAUAUGAACAUAAUUUGUUCCGGGGGUCCUUACAUACCCCGGAAAGUCCACAACAUGAGGCACCACUUCUGCAUGCGGUGCGAUAGAGCGCUUCUGCACAUGCGCGCACGGCGAAACCCAGAAGUAUACACUUCCAUGUUUGCCGUGUUCACAACCCGAGAGUUACGUUACCCGAAGGUAACGUAACCUGAGGGUCCACUGUACGUGUCAACCAGUUGAAUGGCAACUCAACAUUUUCUGGCCCUACAGGUAGCCUUGUCUUUGGGUUUAGUAACAAAAUGUAGUUUGCGGUGAUAGAGAUUGGUUGCUUUCUAAAGUUAUCAUGUUGAGUUAUAUUAGUAACCCGUUUCACACGCCACGUUAAACAGUAGUUAAAAACAAACCAUAAUUUAAUGCAAAUGUACAGGAUUCUUGUGCAUGCUGCUGAGAAGUUCUCACUCUGCUCCUCCCCGUGGGUUCAUGGUUUGUUUCUUUCCAAACAAACUACUAGUGGUAACUCAGGUUGGUUCUUGGCUUAUUGCUUAUGGUUUGUUUGGAGAGAAACAAACCUUGAACCAGGUUCAGAUGUGGCAGCUUAGCAGGAGCAGAGGAAGAGGGAAGCAGGAACUUUUCACCAGCAUGCCCAAGUACAUAGUGCAUUCAUACUAAACUAUAGCUUGUUUUUAAUUAUAAUUAAAUGUGAUGUGCAAACCAGGCAUGUAUGUGCACUAAUGAAAAGCAGCAAGUUGAUAUAAUAUAGGCUUCCUCAACCUUGGCCCUCCAUAUGUUUUGAGACUACAAUUCCCAUCAUCCCUGACCACUGGUCCUGCUAGCUAGGGAUCAUAGGAGUUGUAGGCCAAAAACAUCUGGAGGGCCGAGGUUGAGGAAGCCUGAUAUAAUAUUUUGUGGUGGUUGCUAGUCAUAGAAGAAACUCUCUCUGCUGUGUUCCUAGGCAAAAUCAAAAAAGCAAUAUGUGAUGCUACAAGAGCUGUGGAUUUAGACCCCAUGAAUCCUGUGAGUAGUAAUGCUGUGGUUCGUGUAACUAUAGGAUUCGCUGUAUGUACACUUUAUACUCUUGUAGAAUUUUAAGAUUUUUGGUCGGGGAAAUUGUGCCAUAUUUUCUAAGAGGUAAGCCCAAAUAAAUAAAAUAAAUACACAAAUUUCUUUGCAGACUCAUGAAGAGUUGAAGCAAGCAUCCAUGUCCAAGGCCUCAGUUGCACAAAGCCAUUUCACGAUUUGAUAAAAAUUCCCUUUGGAAGAAGGACACUGGAUGCUUACAGUGUUUUGUAAUGUUUUAGUUUAUUUACAGAUAUACAGGUUGGGUAUAGGAGGAGGUACAUCUUUAACAUUCAUAUCAGCCAACCAAAUCUACCACCCUUCAUCUGAUCUCCAGAGAGAAGCAACUUUGAAUCUCCUUCUGCUGUUAGCUUAUAAAAACUCCUCUUUCUCUGUGUAUGUUUCUCUGUCUGUCUUAGUCAAAUCUGAAGCUUCAUUUGUUUCUUUUCAUACAGAGGCCUACAGUACAUCAUUCUUGACUGUUAACACUCCUUUAUUAGGACAGUUAACACUUCAGGAUUCUGGCGGGGAGUUGCCUUAAUCCACAUGGAUUGCCCUGUUCUCAGAAAUCUAACAGCAAGAUGUAUAACAAUGUAAAACCAUAUGCAGUGCUUACACUGGAUUAAUAAUACUUCCUAAUUCUGUGGUUCCCAAACUCCUCGCCCGCCUGCAGACCACUUGGAAAUUCCUGAGGCUCUUGGUGAACCUCUUAAUAUUUUUUUUGGUGUUCUACUUAUCAAAGCACAUACAUAAUUCAUAUUUUAAUAACCGUAGUCUUGCCUUUUUAGUGCAGUGGAUGAAUAAUCUCCCCAUGCUGGCAUCACCAUAGACCUGAGGCCAAGCUGCUGAGAAGCGCCCUUUCAACUGGUGAUUUUUUAAAGGAAAAAGUAGCAGUCUGUACCAGCACCAUAUUACAGAAAUCAAUAAAGACUGGGUCCUCUUUGCCCUAUGUGAUGAUUUGCCCCUUGUCAAAGCACUCUCUACCGCUAUCAUUGCAAUUGGUCCAUGCCAGGAUGAAGUCUUGAUAUUCUUGGUAGUUCUGCAGCCUUAACGUGGAUCAUCUGGAGCUCACAGACCACAGUUUGAGAAAGGUUUAAAAUGCAAUGGUGUGGCUUCAGUCAUAAUCUCACCACAGUUUGCAUCCACACUGGCUCUUAGUUAGUUUUUGGGUACAUUCCAAAGUGCUAGUUUUAACCUCUAAAGCUCUUCAGUUGGCUGGGUCUUAGCUAUCAGAAAUAUUGGACCUGCUCAUCACCUUAAAUCAGUGGCAGAGGCUCUUCUCUGUUUCCUCCUCUAUUUGGAGGUGAGGAAUGUAGAGAAGCAUAGAGGACCAUUUCUGUGGUCGUGGGAUGCCUGAAGAACAUCUUCUCUAGGUAUGUCUUCCUACUGUGGCGGGUGCUGGUAGAAGGAAGGCUGCUGUUCUCUUGUGCCUUUCAUUGAAGUGUUCCUUAGCUUAAUCAUUGUGCGAUUUGUGUUUGUAGAACUAUAUAUAUAUAUAUAUAUAUAUAUAUAUAUAUAUAUAUAGUUUUAUUGUAUGCUGUUUUGAACUGCACAGUUUGGAGUAAUGCUACCCUUGUAGCCUGUCUGUGAUCUACACAGUUCUCUCACCCAUUUCAUCUUUGUGGGAGGCCUGUGAAGUAAGUUAGGAGCUGAAAAGUAGUGACCUGGCGAGGGGCAGUAGUAAUAUGCUGAAGAUCCCAGGUUGAAUCCCAGGUAGAGCUGGGCAUUCCCCCUGAAAACCUAGAGAGCUGCUGCCACUCAAUACUGAGCUAGACAGCUAGACAGACCAAUGAUCUGACUGAUUAUAAGACAGCUUCCUGUGUUGACUUUCCUAAGGUGAACUCCAUCCCUGAGUGGGGAUUUGAACCUGGUAGUUUAAGUUACCUGUGGAUUUAAGCUGUGAUUUAGACAAAACAUCUUUUUUUCAGUUUUUGCUGACUGCUUACCUUUUUAUUUCCUAGGAUGUGUACUGUAUCAGAGCUCUUGCAUGGAGCUCAGCAAAAGAAAAAAUGAGAGCCCUUACUGAUUUGAACUUUAGUUUCAAGCUGAAUUCAUCUCAUAUUUGCACUAUGAUCUUAAGGGGAGCUAUUUUAAACUCCCUUGGGAAACUGCCUCCUCCGAAGAAAAAUAAAGAUCACGAAAAGGUAAAUGGCAUUGUCCUGAAACUUAUGGUUUUCAUUGGUUUGCCUCAUAAUUGCCUCCGAAGGGGCUACCAGAUGUUAUCCAAUUCUGAAAAAAGGUCUAGCACAAAAAAACAAACCACUGGACCUAUUAGUAUGUAAUUUGACAGACUUUAGCUACUUGCUAGGGGCUAUUCAGCUAUAGAUCUCACUCAUUACUGUCAAUAAGCUGGGGAAGUUAUAGUCAUAUAAAAAUAAUAAUUAUAAUAUUUAUAAUAGUGAAUAGUGAAUUGGAGGGCCACAAAGCUUUGUUUUUCUGAAUUGGGAUUUGUUUUGUGACAAAUUGGAGACUCAGAAAUUGGUUUCUACUGUCUCAGGCUGUUUUUUUCAGAAUGUUGAGUGGGAGUCGGAACCAAAUCUUGUGCUCGGUUCACACCUCUUGUUUCCACCCCUAUGAAUUUCAUGUUCUUCACCACACAGCUCCUCAUUGGGGGUGAAGAAACAAGCACUGUUUGUGAUUAUGUAUGAUUACUGUGACAUGGCAGACUAUAGUAAGGCUAUAGCCAGCAGUAGCAAUUUAAUACAUUCAGGUUAUCAUGUGAUAACUGUAUUUGCUGUGGAUAGAAUGUUAUGUAGCCUGGUUCUGUUUCCUUGUCAGAUAUUGAAAAUCUUUUCUCUCUGUGUGUAAUAUUAAUAAGACAGUGGCUGUGAAAUCUAUGCAUAAUUACUGGAACCCACUCACGUUUCUUUUCAGGAUUUCAGUGGUUCACACAAUCAUUAAAGAAGCCAUCUCUUGACUUCUAUGAUAUGAUUACAUUUCUAGUGUUUCUGUUCUGAUUAACUCUGAAAUUCUUAAGGAAGUGUGACAUCACCCACCCACUUGCAUGCUUUUUAAUUAAGUCCAGUGUUAUUCUCUGACAUAGGAAAGUCAAAUGCAGACUUUUCCCCACGAUGACAUGAUUUGAACAGCAUUUUUAUAUUCUUUACAAAAGCAUUAUCCUCUAUAUCUGGCGCUACAAUAGAUACAUCCCCACUUUUAAAUGACUCUAUACGUCUAUAUGUUACAUCCUUGAAGAAAAGCCUCCAUUGUGUUUGCCCAACUGCCCAUCUGUAGAACGGCUAGUAGCGCUGGCAUUGCAAUACUAAGAAAGGACCAAAUCAUCUGCUAUAGGCACAGCCUAAAAUAGUAUUUCCACUUAUUUUCAUCCCUGACAAUGAAAACAAAAACCAAGAACCUCUACUCCAGUAUCAAAUUCUGAGUUAUCCGGAUUCCAAAUAAAUAAGUCAAUUUACAGCAUUGCACCUUUUAGAAAUCCUACACGUGCUCUUAAUCAACCCUUAUAUUCCAGUGUCUAGUAGUACUGAUUUUUCUGAACACACCGGUACCUGUCUCUGAAGAUUAUUUAAUUGUUUUUGUUUCCCAAUAGGCAUCUGAUAUUUCCUGGGAAAGCAGGAAUUUCUUUGAUGUGGAAGAUUUUUAUAGUCCGAAAAUUCCUUCAUUCUAUGAUAAGUGAGUAGGAAUGCAAGCAGCUGCUGCUGCAUGCAGUAUAAAAUUGCAUGAUAGCAAAUGCAAACUAUUGGAGGGGACGCUGUGCUUUUGAAAAGGGCUUGAAGUAGCGAAGUAAUCUCUUUGCACUUGUUCAAUUUCAGUUUGUAUCUUCCACUGUAGUUGCAGCAGUACUGUACUUCGCAGAGAAACUGGAUUUCUCCUUCAGGGCAAUUAAAAACAACAACCAGGAAAAGCCAUUUGGGGAAUGACCGCUCCCCGCUUAAAACGGGGGGCGCCCUUUGCGUGGAUGCGCGCAGCCCCUAGAUCUGGAGCGGCUCCAACAGCAUAGGCUUGGUUUGCCUUCCCUCAGGUGGGAUACCUGGAGGUCUCCGCCUACCUCAGUCAGUUGUCCAAUCCCACCUGGGGGAAGCAUUGCCAAGGAGACCAGGCCAGGUAGGGGAGGGAUUACCUGCCCACACAAUAGAGGGAGGAUCUUACCUGGGAAUCCUCACUUGGCUCCAGAGCUUCUCCCACCCUACCCACCCUCAGUUAAUGUCUUAUUUGCAGGUUAACUUUUCUUCACAGGUUUUGCAAGUUAACUUUUCUUCACAGGUAUGCGGGCGCUGCUACGUUAAGGUCGCUGUUAAAGGGCCAGAAAGGAAUUUCCCUGCAUUGGCAGGUUUCGCCUUUCCCGUAGCAAAACGUCACAACUUUGGCGGUAUCAGGCCUUGGGCGGAAUCCUUUAGUCCAUCUUCCUCUUUGCGGCGGCGAUACCAGGGUUCCCCAUUAAAGGGGUUUCUGAAGUGAGGCUUUGACCGUACGCCGAAAGGUCGUCAUUGCUCUCCCCUGCGGUGGCGGCGUAACGGGGGCGGCUAUCUCUGCUUGAACAUAUAUUCUCCAGAGCCGGCCCAUCCCCCGCACAAACACUGGAUAACCCUGAUGCUCCCUAGGUCCCCGGCUGGGGACUGGGGAGGGAGAACGCCCAAUGCCUGAGCCAAGGUCUACCCACAUUUGAAAUUUAAUAAAGUUGUGGCCAAUUUAAUCCCAUAGCACGUUGUCAUGAGUCGUUAUUCCACAUGACGGGGGGACCGUGCGGGAUCUGGGGACUCCGCCUGUCCAUGCAAUGGGUGACUUGAAGUGUUGCUGGGAUAUAUUUAACCAAUCUCCAUUCCAAAUCCCUUUCCGGGCAGCUUUCAUCUCCACUGACAUGGGAUUUUCAAAUAACUUGGGAGAUGAUUUGGAGUGAGGAAAUAACAAUGGGCUCCCAAUUGCCCCUUCCUGAAGUGGCUUUUCUUGCUAUACACAAAGGAUGAUUGGUGUGUGUUUGUGUAUUAAGAACAGGAUUUCACAACAUACUCAUGUGAAGUGCAUUAAUUGUGUGCAACCACAGUGACAUGGGGUCAGAAUGAAUCAACUGCAGAAUCAUUCCUUCACUACCAGAAAUGCACAGAAUGAAUGUAAAUAACAUAUACAAUUGAUUAAAGGUAUAGGGACCCCUGACAGUUAAGUCCAGUCGCGAAUGACUCUGGGGUUGCAGCGCUCUUCUCGCUUUACUGGCCGACGGAGCCGACAUUUGUCCGCAGACAGUUUUUCUGGGUCAUGUGGCCAGCAUGAAUAAGCCGCUUCGGGUGAAACCAGAGCAGCACACGGAAACGCCGUUUACCUUCCCGCCAGAGCGGUACCUAUUUAUCUACUUGCACUUUGACGUGCUUUCGAACUGCUAGGUGGGCAUGAGCUAGGACCAAACAACCGGAGCUCACCCCAUCGCGGGGAUUCGAACCGCCGACCUUCUGAUUGGCAAGUGGUUUAGACCACAGGGCCACCUGUGUCCUUAGGGAAUAAAUAAUACACAGACACAUCAUCAUCAUCAUCAUUUAUUAACAUGUAAUUUGGAUUUUUAAAAUUCCUGCUAUUAUAUUCUUUUUUCUUUUUUAAAAAAAGCAUGUUUGAAAAUUAAAUCUGACCUUUUAUAUAUAUCCUUCAUAAAAAUGAAUGAAUAGCCAUCUUUUGAAAUGCUGUUUUCAAGAAAGAAUUGUGGGGCACAUCACCACAGCUGUUAUCCUCCAAUCUAUCUUAUUGACCUUUUAAUCCUGUUUGAUGCCCGGAAAUUAACUGAUCACUGCAAUUUGCUCAGUUAGUACUCCAGUUAUCAAACAAUAUGGUUACCUUAAGCAAUUAGUGUGUGCUUCAUUUUAAGAAAUAUUUAAAUAAGUAACUAGAUCUUUAAAUAAUUUGAUAAAUGAUUUCAGAUUCCUUUCUUGAUGAUUUAAAUCAAUCCGCCCUAGACAUACCUUGACUUUUAAAAAAAAAUCUACAUCUGGGCAGAAAGGCUUCUAAAAUUAUAUAUUAGCAGAGCGAUCUUAGACAUGUCUAUUCAGAAGUAAGUCCGAAGCUCCAUGGGACUUUACUCCCAGGUAAAUCAGGCACAGGAUUGCAGCCUGAAGGAAGUAUACUCAUGCUUGAAAUCCCAGAGAGCUUAAUUCAGCCAUUGUAGACUGUAUUAAUCCCGGCCAGCCAAUGGCCUGUCUCAGUAUAAAGCAGUUUCCUUUGUUCUUACGUUUUGUGAUGUUGAGUAAGCCAUGAAAUGGAGGUAAUAGUGCAUAAAUAUAUUACAAUGCAUAAAUGUUAAUAAAACCAAGUUCCUUAUCUUCUGAUGAUUUUUUUCUUUUUAUAGAUACCUCUGGUCUCUAAAUGUUUUUCACACCGUAACUGAAAUAGACCUGUUCGAUGGAGCCAGAUUCCUCUCCAACUGUAAGAGCCAGUAAAUGUACUUGAAAUGAUUAUGCUACGAAUGCCUGCUUUGCCUUGCCUUUCAGUUAGUUGGACUCCUCGAAAAUGUCCUUUGGUUAUAGAAACCUACAGGAGCACCUCCCUCAGUGGGGUGAGCCUCAGCUAUGUCCUCCUGGCAGCAGUGUCACUGCUACUUUGCUAAGAGGGAGAGGACAAGGCCAUGGCUGCGUGGCUGCUCUGGUUUUUCUACCAGAGUAGCUCAAUUGGUGCGUCAAGAAUCCCCAACCUCACCUGCCACCUUUCCCCUCCCCUUCCAUGUACAUAGCAGUGAUGCUUCUGCCGGGAGGCUAUUGCUGCCUGUAGGCUUAGGUAUAUUAGGAAACUCAUUUAACAAACCACAGACGCAGAUCCAGUGACGUUAAUGGACACAGCUCAUUUAGGUUCAUUAAUUUCCAUGGACUUAGUUGCAUACGAGCUCAAUUCACUGUAUCAGGCAUAGGCAAACUCUGGCCCUCCAGAUGUUUGGGACUACAACUCCCACCAUCCCUAGCUAACAGGACCAGUGGUCAGGGAUGAUGGGAAUUGUAGCCCCAAACAUCUGGAGGGCCGGAGUUUGCCUAUGCCUGCACUAUAUUGUCUAGCACAAAACACAGCCUCUUGUUCAUUUUUCCUGCAUGAUGGAAUGCUGUCUGAAGUGCUGGUGAAAGGUGCCUGAAGCAGAGCCCCAAUGUCACUCUGCUAGGGCACAAUAGGUUAAAAGCCUUGCAGCACCAUUCAGGCUCCCAGAUCCUGCCUUCAUCAUUUCUGGUGCUGCCUGAAAGCUGCUCUGUCCUGCUGCGUGGCAGGAAUCUGGUUGUCUGGAAUCUAUGCAAGUAGAUUGUUCAGGAUACUUAUUUUUUUUUUUUGUUUACCCCAUACAUCAGAACUCUAGAUUAGAGUAACUUAAACUUUUUAAAGUUUUGGUUCUCCCCUCCCCCCCCAAAGGCAGAUGGUGACAGGCUGCUAAUUUGUAAAGUGUCUUCACCCUUAGAUCAGUCAGUAGAGCAUGAGACUCUUAAUCUCCAGGUUGUGGGUUUGAGCUCUACGUUGGGUGAAAGAUUUCUGCAUUGCAGGGAAUUGGACUAGGACGGUGAUCAUUGUCGCCCCUUACACUCUACAAUUCUAUGAUUCUAUGUGACCAUAAACCCAGCAGCAGCAGCAGCAGCAGCAACAACAACAACAACAACAACAACAACAACAACAACAACAACAACAACAACUGGAGACUAAGAUACAUUAACUAAACAGUACUUUAUGGGAAUUUCAUAGUUUACUUAUUCUUUGAGCAAAGACGAGUGGAGAAUCCACACGGUGCUUAUUAGCUUGGCUGGAGAGCCUGUGCAAGCCACACAGCCGGCUUUGCAUUGUUCUGAGGAAUGCUUCUUUCCUCUCCAGUUGUCAUUCUGCAGAAAAUUCCAAGUAAAAAGGCACUUUUCCCCAUGCUCCCCCUCCCCAGAACACUUCCUGCCCUUGGGCUAUAAACCUACAGAAUCUGCUCACACAGCUGGCUUUCACCUGCAAAGAGUUGUGGGUCUAUUUUUGUAUUUCUCUGUGUGGUAUUUAAGAGGCCUGACAAAUACCUGUCUCCUUUGCCUACCAAGCUUUCAGAAAAUCUUGCACAAAGGUCCCGUUCAAGAAAAUGCAUUCAAGGGCCAAGCUACUCAGUUAAGAGUCUUGCGUAGUGUGUCUGUUAUUCAACACAGUGUUUUAUGGCACUGAUUCUCAAACAGUGGAGGUGGGCCUCAGUGCCACAACCUGCCCUGUCUCUCAUCAUUUGCCUGCCCUGUUAUCUGGCCAUGCUGUAGCCUUUCGUUUGUGCUGUCAGCAGAAGGUCCUUGCAUUCUGAGCAGAAGUGGCUGGGAGACAGAUGUUUGGUGGGUGGAGGGAGGGAAGGAAGGAAGGAAGGUCUCCCUUCUCUGAGGGGAAAGGGCCAAAAGAGAUGUUGAAGGGAAUUGGAAAGCGAGAUGAAGGGUUAAAAUUUUAUUAUUAAUAAUAAAUAAACUGGAAAUACUACUACUACUACUACUAAUUUAUUAUUUGUACCCCACCCAUCUGGCUGGGUUUCCCCAGCCACUCUGGGCGGCUUCCAACAAAGACAAAAAAUACACUAAAACAUCACGCAUUAAAAACUUCACUGAACAGGGCUGCCUUCAGAACGCUGGGGGUGGCGACGCUCUUUCAGGUAUACUGGGCCGAGGCUGUUUAGGACUUUAAAGGUCAACGCUAACACUUUGAAUUGUGGUUGGAAACGUACUGGGGGCCAAUGUAGGUCUUUCAAGAAAAAGAAGGGGGUGAGAGGGAAAAGAGGUUACAGGAAAAGUGAAUGUAGAAUGACCAGGAAACAGAGAUGAAAGAAACUGGGAGUUUGGAGGAGAGAAAAAGGUACAAGCCAGUGUGGCAUAAUGGUUAGAGUGUUGGACUAGGACUUGGGAGAGCAGGGUUUGAAUCUCCACGCAGCCGUGAAGCUCACUGGGUGACCUUGGGCCAGUCAACAUUUCUUCACCUCACAGGGAUGUUGUGAGGAUGAAAUGGGGAGGAGGAGAACCAUGUACACCACCUUGAGCUCCUUGGAAGAUAAAGUUGGCAUAUAAAUGUGAUAGAUAGAUAGAUAGAUAGAUAGAUAGAUAGAUAGAUAGAUAGAAAGAAAUGUGAUAAAUAUAAAUAAAUAAAUAAAUAAAUAAAUAAAUAAGUAGUGAAAAUAGGAUUGGAGAAGAAAUUACAGGAGAUGAGUAAAAAUACAUUGAGAGUCAUGCUUGGGUUGGAAGGAAAAUAUACGUUUUUUAAAGCAUAUCUAGAGCCUCUAGAUCAGUAAAUUCUCCUUAAAAUUGGGAGGCUGAAAUGCAGUCUUUUAGAACAAACAACUGUUUUCAGCUUCCGGAAAGCUGAGCAAUGCGAGUCCCUGCCACAAGGAAAACACUGUGGCAAAGAAUGCAGUGAUAUCAACAGAACAUGAUGUCUGCUGCCUUUAUCUGCCACUAUUUUGUGGCAGACUCUGCCACUGCACCACCAUUUUGUCACCAGUGAGCCUCAGUAAUUUUCAACCCAUCUCAAGCCAAUCCUAGGGGAAGACAAUUUUAAAGCACGUUUUAUGGGAAAGAUGAACCCUAAUGCCAGUUUUUCAUUUUGUUGUUCCUGAGUGCUCCCCAUGUUUUACUGGAAAGACUAAAGGUUGUCUUCGGUGCUGUGCAAGCAGUAUUCCACUUGAGCAACAGGACUUCUUCUUCUUCUCUUCUCCCUUCAUGCCCCUGAAAUUGCUCUUGAGGGUCCUCUAGCCUUCAUCAGCAGAUUUGGAGGGUGUGGGACUGCAGGCGGAAGGAGGGAGAAGUUCCACUGCAUAAGAAGAAAUCUGUUGGACAAGUGGAACAGCAGUGUUGGAUACGACACACGACUGUGCUACGUGUGCCUUAAAUUGGGUUUUAUUACGUAGAAAAAUAUGCCUCCUCAAGUCAACAGAAUUCUUAAAGCGACUGCUAUUCUAGCAGUGAAAGCUGUACAUAUGAUACUUGUUUACUUACAUUCUGAUUUCUGUUCUGCCUUAGCUAAAUAUUUCAUGGCUUUUUUUUUGUUUUAGAGUUCGUUUUAAUCCUUUAAUUCAGAAAAAAACUUUUUCUUAUGAAUAUAUAUAUAUUGCAUAACAUAAUUUCUCAUGUUUUUGAAUUAGCCAUUAGCAAAAACAAAGAACAAAACUUGGGGAGACCAUUUAAAUGUGGCUCUCUGACAACGUAUUCCGACAACAUUUCCUUAUUAAGGCGAAAGAUGUACUCACGGCAAAGCAUGGCAUCAGUCACAGGAAUUAAUGGUAAUAAUUAAAUAGAUACUUACAAGAUACUUAAACAUAAAAAAUAAUAGGACGCUUUCUUGCUUCAAGCUUGGAAAUGUAGUUAUGAUUGUUAAGGUGCUUGCAUUUGCACAGACUGAAUCUUGCACACACAAACAUAUGCAUGUACCUAGGGAUGUCUGAGUAUUUUGACGAAAACAGGAGUAGAAAUUGCUGGUGUUUGCUUAUCAAUCCAGUGAAUACAAUUGCUAUUCACUGUUGUUGCUUUGAGUCCACGAUUGAUAUGUAAUUGAUUAGGUUUCUCCCCCCACACACAUUUGCAUCAAAAUGAAUGGGGUGGAGUAAGGCAAUGGCCACAUAAUUCACAUUAUUGAUUUUGUAAACCGUGUAAAUUAUAUAAUUUUAUCACAGCAGGCAGCAAGACAGUGUUUUGGGUGGAGGAUAAACUGGGGCAGAACAGAAUAGUUCAGUUGGUUUAGAGCAGGCUUCCUCAACCUCAGCCCUCCAGAUGUGUUUGGCCUACAACUCUCAUGAUCCCUAGCUAGCAGGACCAGUGGUCAGGGAUGAUGGGAAUUGUAGUCUCAAAACAUCUGGAGGGCCGAGGUUGAGGAAGCCUGGUUUAGAGCGUGGCGCUCAUAACGCCAAGGCUGCAGGUUCGAUCCCCGUAAGGGCAGCUGCAUACUCCCUUCCAACUCAUAUGAUUCUAUGCUCAAGAAACAGUGUUGCAUAUUCCCCCUUCCACCUUUAUAAACAGCCCUUCAGCUAUGUGAGGGUGAUUCAGGGAAGUUGAAGAAUAGGAAUAAAGUCCUAAAAACAAUAUAGGUAAAGGUAAUGGUAUCCCCUGACCAUAAGGUCCAGUCACAGAUGACUCUGGGGUUGCGGUGCUCAUCUCGCUUUACAGGCCAAGGGAGCCGGCGUACAGCUUCCGGGUCAUGUGGCCAGCAUGACUAAGCCGGUUCUGGCAAACCAGAGCAGCGCAUGAAAACGCCGUUUACCUUCCCACCAGAGUGGUACUUAUUUAUCUACUUGCACUUUUGACGUGCUUUCGAACUGUGAGGUUGGCAGGAGCAGGGACCGAGCAACGGGAACUCACCCCGUUACAGGGAUUCGAACCGCCGAUCUUCUGAUUGGCAAGCCCUAGGCUCUGCAUAUUAAAACCUGUGAAAAGAGAAGUCCUCAGUAAUUUCCUUAAAUAGUCACAAAAUCAACCAAAUACUACACUGCAGAUUUAUAAAACACAUUGAUAAUAUAUAUUUGCUGUUAGGUGUGCAGUUGCUUUUUAAAUACAUCCUAACAUUUGCUUUUCUAUAUUAUUAUUAUGCCUGAAUACUGGAUUGGUGCUCUCAGGGAAGAAUCGCUCCAGUUUAUCAUCAGCAUCUGGUAAUCAUUUAUUUUAUUUUUUCAUAUUGUUAGAAUUUCUACCAGAAUUGUUUUUAUAUAAACACUUUCAAAAUAUUAAAGUGCUCAUCAAGCCCUGGAAGCUUCAACAGAAGCUUCAGAAAGAAAACUUGAAAACAUGAUCUACUUUGUAUAUUAUAAUACAGGCAAUGUAAUCCAUCUUAUCCCCUGGCAGGAAUCUAUGUUCCAAGCAGCUGGAGCCACAUAUAUUUAAAGCCAUAUUGGCUUGUGAGUUGCGUGGUUACCCCUGCUGCCAUACUCUACCUUUCUCUUAGAUCAGUCUGUAGCAAUAUAAUCAUCCUGCCACAAAAUAAAUCAACCGGCUUCUCCAGACUGGUGGUAUAAAAUAUUACAGGAUUUCAGGCAGGAAGCUGAUUAGAAAUGAAGCUGUGUAAAAGCCCACAGCCUUUGCAGGUGCAAACAGUAUUUAAAGCAGAAUCACAUGUGACUUCCCCGAUAGCAGCACAAGCACAAAUCAUCAGGAAUGCACAAUAAAAAUGAUGUCUGCAGAGUCCCGAAGACUACACUGGAUUUAUACAAUGCCUUUUCAGGGGGAAAAUACUUCUUGUUAUAUUUAGUAUUGCUCUCCUAAUAAAUCUUAUCAUCCCCCCCCUUUUUUUUAACUGUGCCUGACUACUGAAUUGGUGUUCUCAGUGAAGAAAGACUCACAUUUGCCAGCUACACAGGAAUCUGGCAGUUAGUUUUUCUUAACCGUGAUUAUUGUUUUCCAUCUCAAAAAGGUUGCAUUUGAAGGCCUUAAAAUGUUCAACAGAAGCUGCAGAAAGGAAACCUGAGAAUAUGAUGCACUUUGUACAUUGCGGGGAACGCAGUGCCAUCUCAGCACAUGGCAGGAAUCCUUUUGCCAAGCAAAUGAACCAUCUCUUCCCACCCCCCAAUGUGGCAUGCCUGCCAUUAGCCAGAGUACUGCCUGGGAGAUGCAGUGCCAUAUGGCUAGCAAUUCUUGGAAACUUCAACCCCCCUGCUGUCUUCUGAGCUUCUCUAGGCCCUGGCCAUUUCAAUGAAUAAGGCAGCUUAGUUUUCUGUGGUUUACUGGGCCUGGAUUAUUUCUCGGAAGGAAUACCUAGAGACAGGUAACUCUCAAGUCAACCACCAUACAGAGGCUGCAGUCGCACCCUGCAUUGGUUGCGCAGAAAAAUAAAUCCUACAGAACUAGAUAAACUCCACCUUCACCUAGCGAUAAGGAAUGACACAAGGCUGAUGUUUGCUGAGCACUCUUGGGUCAAGAUUAGAUUUGGCCCCAGAAUCCUAAUCUGCCCGGGAGUAUUUCUCAUAGUGCACAAGUAUGGCUUCCUAGAGCAUGAUCAGUAGAGGGGCUACGGAGUGUCUUGCCUAGAUUAUCAUGCCCAGGCUCACUGCCUCCCCAGCAAUGGUAUAGGAGUCCUUUCUCCGCAUGGAGCAGCUUCCUUGGGCCAGUAACCUUCACCAAUAACCUUCCAAAGGAUAGUCAGGAGGUCCACCCUCCACCUUCAUGUGACAUUCAAAGAUCAUUAAGUUUGCUUCUUAAGAACCCUGCAAUGGAUCAUGCAAUGAGUACUACAAAGCUUUUUCCUCCCACCAUGUUCUAGAGAUACUGCUCCUUUCAAUGUCUUUGCUCUCUAUUCUGCAACCCUAUUGACGGACAACUUAAAGUUGGACUUACCGUGAUUUAGGUAUGGGGGAGAAAUUCAAUUUAGUUUGCAUUUAAAGGUGAACCUACAUAGUUCGCACUUUCCCAAGCAAUAUGCAAACUGAAACAUUUCCUUAAAAAAAUUGCACCUUUCUGAAUUUUUCAGGGCCAAAGAAUGUGUAUCCCCCUACCUGUUUUAAGUCUUAUGUGUUCAGUUUUUCCGUAUGUUUUAUCUUAUGCUGGUUUCUGACAGAAAUAAAAUUUGAUACUGUUUAUGAAAAUGCAUAUACUAGGGUCAAGUUUGCAUUGAAACACACCUAUAGGUGCAAAUAACCUAUAAAAACGCAUUAUAGUAAGGAAAUGUGUUUUAGAAAAAUCAUGUGUAUUAGGCAAUAUUGCAUACAAAAGUUUGUAUAAAGAGAAAUUCACACUAAAGCGCUGAUGAAUUUUCAUGAGGAUUUGUAAAAACAACAACAACCCUUGAGAUUGAAAAAUGAGAAAUAGAUAAACUUGACAGAUUCACCAUGGCUACUGUAAAGUACUCUUCUAGUAAGCAAGGAGUGAAUCAGACUAGCUCACACACACAAUAGGAGAACAACCAGAUCAUUGAGAGUGGUUUGCAUGUUUCCGCUGCACAAUUUACCAUGGUAGUUUCUUAGUUAAGGACGCUGCUGUAGUCUAACUUUCCCUAAACAAUAGUUUUUUGUUUAUAAGAGAUAUUAUAUGAAUUAAGCUAGAGUCCGUUUGAAAAUUGGUGAUGGUUAAACUAAUGUAAAAAUACAGAAGAGCGAAUGCUGACUACAGUAACCCCUCCCCUCCCUGUUCCUUAGGCAGUGAAAAAUUAAAGAAAACUGUGGCAAAAAGAUCAAGUUCAUUUACAGGCUGGAAUGCAUGAAGAAGAAAUCAGCUUUCAACAGGAUCAUGGUGGCCUGGUACAUGGCAAGGUAUCAAGUGAUGUUUUUGACACUGGAGCUUAAAAUAUGCUAUAUUUUAAAACUGGCAAUCUUUAAAAUGUAUUCCGUUCCUUAGUAAAGGGCUUUAUUAAAAUAUG